Daucus carota subsp. sativus is the source of this 1071-nucleotide messenger RNA. Its product is annotated as trihelix transcription factor ASR3. Bases 1 to 1023 code for a protein of 340 amino acids. Lineage: Eukaryota; Viridiplantae; Streptophyta; Magnoliopsida; Apiales; Apiaceae. The record is from RefSeq and is a predicted model, not a curated record. The transcript has 2 exons.
AUGGCAUUGGUGCCUGUUGAUACGAAACCAAAUGUCGAAACUCCAGUAGCUAAGGUGGUUGAAGGGCCACAGACUAAAGUUGAUGGUGGUGAUGAUAAGAAUAAAACAGCUAGGCAUCCGCGAUGGACCAGGCAGGAGACUUUGAUUCUGAUAGAAGGGAAGAAGGCUGCAGAGAAUCGAGACAGGAAGGGGAGGAGAUCAAGCUCAGUGUUUGGUUCGGACCAACUUGAACCAAAGUGGGAUUCAGUGUCAUCAUAUUGCAAGCAGCAUGGAGUGAAUAGAGGACCUGUUCAGUGCAGGAAAAGAUGGAGCAAUCUUGUUGGUGACUUUAAGAAAAUUAAGGCAUGGGAGUCAAAGUCACAAGAAUUGGAUUCUUACUGGAUGAUGAGGAAUGAUUUAAGAAAAGAUAGAAAGUUGCCUGGUUACUUUGAUAAUGAAGUAUAUGAUGUGUUGGAUGGGAAGGCAUAUACUGCAGCAGCCUACCAAUUGGCACUGGUGACUAUAACUGCAGAGGCAAAAAACGAUGAAGCAGAAGCAGUGGUAGCUGAGGAAGCGGAAGAGGUGGAGGAAGAUGCUGAGCCUGUCUUUGAUAGUGCUCGGCAUGCCACAGCUGAGGAUGGUCUGUUUUCAGAUUCUGAAGAGUUGGGACAGAUGGAGACAGAUGGGAACCAUGGGAAGGAGAGAAUUUCUGCAGAUGAUCCAGCAAAGAAAAUUCCUUCUCCCAAACCUAUAUCAGGUACUUCAAAAGAGCAGCAGGCAGGCUCAUGUUAUUGGAAGGAAUUCCAAUCUCAAGAGGGGUGCAAGCGAAGAAGAAUGUCACGAGUUGAGUCUCGUGAUGGCAAUUUGGAAGACAGACUGGUUAAAGUUUUAGAAAGGAAUGCUAGCAGUUUCAAUGCACACCUUGAGGCUCAAAAUAUGAAUCAUAAGCUGGACAGGGAUCAGCAGAGGUACCAAAACGAGAACCUAGUUGCAGCUCUUGAUAAGAUUGCAGGUGCUUUGACGAAAAUUGCAGAUAAGCUAUGAGGCAACUGGACAGUAUGGCCUUGAAGCCGUUUGCAUCUGGCAAUAUAU